GAAGGGCGCCGACGGCUGCGGGGCUGCGGCGGGCGGGCGCGGGGCCAUGGCCUGGGCGCGGAGCGCGGCGGGCUGGCUGGGCGGCUUCCUGCUGCUGCCAGCUCUAGGGAUGAUUCCACCUCCUAAGAAUGUUAAGAUGAAUUCGGUUAAUUUCAAGAACAUUCUACAAUGGGAGUCACCUGCAUUCCCCAAAGGGAAUCUGACUUUCACAGCUCAGUAUGAAAGUUACUGGUAUUUCCAAGAUCACUGCAAGAACACUGCCUCUACCCAGUGUGACUUCUCAGUCCUUUCUAAGUACGGUGACCACACUGUGAGAGUCAGGGCCGAGUUUGCGGAUGAGCAUUCGGAGUGGGUAAACGUCACCUUCUGCCCUGUGGAUGACACCAUUAUUGGACCUCCUGAGAUGCAGAUAGAACCUCUUGCUGACUCUCUGCAUAUGCGCUUCUCGGCCCCCAAAAUUGAGAAUGAGCCCGAGACAUGGACCAUGAAGAACAUCUACGAUUCAUGGGCCUACAGGGUGCAAUACUGGAAAAAUGGGACUUCUGAGAAGUUUCAAGUCACUUCUCCGUAUGACUCCGAGGUCCUCAGAGACCUGGAGGCGAGGACAACGUACUGCAUUCAAGUUCAAGGGUUUCUUCUUGGCCAGAACAGAAAUGGGGAAUGGAGCGAACCUAUCUGUGAAAGGACAACCAGUGAUGCAGAAACGACCCCUCCCUGGAUGGUGGCCAUCCUCCUCGUAACCUCCGUCUUCGUGGUCUUCCUCGUCCUGCUCGGCUGCUUUGGCUUGCUGUGGUUCAUUUACAAGAAGGCCAAGUACACCUUCUGUUCUGGGACGUCUCUCCCACAGCACCUGAAGGAGUUUCUGGGCCACCCUCACCACAGAGCGUCUCUGCUGUUCUCCCUUCCUCUCUCCGAUGAGGCCGAGGUGUUGGACAAACUGAGUGUCAUCAACGAAGAGACCGAAGGCAGCAGGCAGAGUCCGGGAGACGGCUGUGCACUAGGGACCCCAUGCACGCCAGAGCGCCAAGAGCUGGGGUCCAGGAACAAAGCCCCCUCGCCAGCACACGGUGACCCCUUACUUCUUACGUCGGCCUCGGAAGUGUGACUUGUACAGACAGCCAAAGAACCAGGUUUUAAAAGCUCUAGUGACAAAAAACAAAACAAAACAAAAAACACUCCAUUUGGGAGUUCACGGCUUUAUAGACUUUAAUAAUUUAGGGACCAAGGGAAAGCUCAGCUGAUGGAGUGUUUAACAUACGUGAAGUCCUAGCCUCAGUCCCCAACACCGUUUAAGCCAGGCAUGCAGUGUCUGCCUAUAAGCACAACCCUUGGGAGGUAGAGGCAGGAGGAGCAGUAGUUUGAGGCCAAGUUGGACCCUGUCUAAAAGAGAGAGACGCUUUAUUUUUCCUAAUGACCACUGAAUGUAAUUGGAGCCCAUUGUGCUCCCUAAAGUAGAACCAUACUUAAAUUGUGACAAACAGAAAUGAGGGACAAAGUGGAAACGCCAUAAAAUCCUAAGAACGUCUGCAGACUGCCCUCAUCUCCAAAGUGGAAACGCCAUAGAAUCCUAAGAACGUCUGCAGACUGCCCUCAUCUCCAAAGUGGUUGGCCCCACACCGGACUCACAUGGAUGUUUUGGAUUCUCAAGGAUCAAACAGAUUUCCUUUCCUACCUGUAUAUUUUGUGUAUUACCGGUGUUCUGUGAAUACUGUGUUUGUAUGUUUGUGUUUUAUAACUAGCUUCCCGCUGUUAUAAAAAAUAUGUAUAUAUGACAUAAACCAUUUAAAAGGAA
Mesocricetus auratus (golden hamster) is the source of this 1792-nucleotide messenger RNA. RefSeq names its product interleukin 10 receptor subunit beta (gene Il10rb). The transcript is spliced from 7 exons. Gene Ontology annotation, molecular function: interleukin-10 receptor activity; protein binding. The record is from RefSeq and is a predicted model, not a curated record. Bases 47 to 1105 code for a protein of 352 amino acids. Lineage: Eukaryota; Metazoa; Chordata; Mammalia; Rodentia; Cricetidae.